AUGACGAGUGACAAUCCUGUAAUUAUCAUCGGCGGCGGCCUUGCGGGUCUGGUGGCUGCCUACGAGCUCUCGAAACGUGAAGUCCACAGCAUCAUCAUCGACCAAGAGAAUGAAGAAAACCUUGGUGGACAGGCAUUCUGGUCUCUCGGUGGCCUUUUUAUUGUGAACUCUGCGGAACAGCGCCGGGUGGGUAUCAAGGACAGCCGUGAACUCGCGCUGCAGGACUGGUUGGGGACAGCACGUUUUGAUCGGGACUGCGACUACUGGCCGAAGAAAUGGGCAGAAGCUUUCGUCGACUUCACUUCAGGGGAGCUUGAGAGCUAUGUAAAGUCACUUGGCUUGAGCAUUGUCAGUGUCGGUUGGGCGGAACGAGGCAGCGGAGACGCUGGGGGCCAUGGAAACUCGGUACCGAGAUUUCAUUUGUCAUGGGGCACCGGUCCUGCAGUGGUUGAAAUUUUUGAGAAGCCAGUCAGAGCAGCUGUAAAGAAAGGGCUGGUGAAGUUCAAAUUUCGCCAUCAAGUUGACUCUAUUGUGGUCGAUGAGCACGGUGCAGCUAUCGGUGUUCGGGGCCAAGUUCUCGAGCCAUCUGACACUGCCCGGGGAAUUGCAAGCAGUCGUAAGAGUGUUGAGACAUUCGAGAUACAUGGAAGCAAAGUCCUCAUAUCAAGCGGAGGAAUCGGUGCCAACAUUGAGCUGGUCAAGAAGAACUGGCCCGUUGAUCGACUCGGUGCUAUUCCAUCCAACUUUGUCGUUGGUGUUCCGGCCCAUGUAGAUGGACGUAUGAUCGGAAUCGCUCAGGCUGCGGGUGCCAAUGUAAUCAACAGCGACCGCAUGUGGCACUACACCGAGGGCAUCAUGAAUUGGGAUUCGAUUUGGCCAAACCACGGGAUUAGAAUCAUUCCUGGUCCAUCCUCACUCUGGCUGGAUGCCACGGGUCGUCGACUUCCUCCAAUGCUGUACCCUGGAACUGAUACUCUGGCAACGCUAAAGCACAUCUGCAACAGUGGCCAGGACUACACGUGGUUCAUUCUCAACAGGACCAUCAUCAGCAAAGAGUUUGCUCUUUCAGGUUCCGAACAAAACCCAGAUAUCACCGGGAUGAGCUAUUUCCAAGCUCUGAAACGUCUCCUCGGCUGGUCCCCCACCGGACCCGUUCAAGCAUUCAUGGAUAAAGGAGUUGAUUUCGUGGUCGAGAAGACACUUCCCGAAUUGGUUGCUGGCAUGAACAAACUCGCGAAGGAACGGGGCGGACCAGAACUUGACGUUGAACACAUCGAGCACGAGAUUCAUCUUCGCGAUAGUCAAUGCGACAAUCCAUUCAGCAAAGAUGCACAAAUUAUGCUGAUCCAAAAUGCGCGCGCUUACUGGCCUGAGCGAUGGUCCCGAGUAGUCAAGCUCCACAAGCUCACCGAUCCUAGCUAUGGUCCUCUCAUCGCAGUUCGAUUGAAUCUUCUGACUCGAAAGACCCUAGGUGGACUGGAGACAAACCUGGAUGGAAAUGUUCUUCGUCCAGAUGGAUCACCUUUCCCGGGAUUGUACGCUGCGGGUGAAGUCUCCGGAUUUGGCGGAGGUGGACUUCACGGAUAUAGCGCUCUUGAAGGUACUUUCUUAGGGGGAUGCAUUUUUUCGGGACGAGUGGCAGGUAUAAAAAUGGCCGAGGCAGUAUUGGGGAGCCCAGACGAGUCCUCUUAG
Messenger RNA from Penicillium odoratum, 1692 nucleotides. RefSeq names its product FAD-binding dehydrogenase. Bases 1 to 1692 code for a protein of 563 amino acids. NCBI's taxonomy places the organism in Eukaryota, Fungi, Ascomycota, Eurotiomycetes, Eurotiales, Aspergillaceae. Gene Ontology annotation, molecular function: oxidoreductase activity, acting on the CH-CH group of donors. The transcript has 2 exons. The record is from RefSeq and is a predicted model, not a curated record.